AUGGCUUCCUUUCCCACCGCAGUGCGGUCCAGUCCAAGACUAGCAUUCAAUAUUAUCCAAGCCCGUCGCAUAUCCGACCUCACCAUCACCCGUACCGGCAAACCCAUCCUCCGUGUACAGGGUGGAAGGUCAGUCAUUGCGAUGAUCCUCUUGUGCCACACUGCGACAGUAUUUGGCGCAACCGGACAACUUGGAAGAUAUAUCGUGAAUCGGCUAGCACGCCAAGGAUGUUCGGUCGUCAUUCCUUACCGAGAAGAGAUGGCGAAGCGCCAUCUCAAAGUUGCUGGCGAUCUGGGUCGUGUCAGUUUUAUCGAGUACGACCUACGCAACACCGAAUCGAUCGAGGCCAGCGUCAGACACUCCGAUGUGGUAUAUAACCUCAUUGGUCGGAAUUAUCCUACUAAGAACUUCACUUUGGAAGAUGUUCACGUGGAGGGCACUGAGCGCAUUGUCGAGGCUGUCGCCAAGUACGAUGUCGACCGUUAUAUCCACGUCUCUUCCUAUAAUGCCGACCCCAACUCACCCUCCGACUUCUUCGCCACCAAAGGGCGAGGAGAGCAGGUUGCGAGAAGCAUCUUUCCAGAAACCACCAUCGUUCGCCCGGCCCCUAUUUUCGGGUUCGAGGAUAGACUCCUCAUUCGGUUAGCUGGCAUCACCAACAUAUUUACGUCAAACAAUAUGGAGGAGAGAUACUGGCCUGUUCACUCCAUUGAUCUUGGCCAAGCGCUAGAAACCAUGCUAUACGACGAUACGACAGCCGGACAAACGUAUGAGCUUUACGGGCCUACGAACUACUCGACAGCCGAGAUUUCCCAAAUGGUAGAGAAUGAAAUUCACAAGAAGCGAAGGCAUAUCAACUUGCCCAAGGCGAUACUGAGGCCGGCGGCCAAACUACUCAACCAAGUACUCUGGUGGCCAGUACUCUCGGCAGAAGAUGUAGACAAGGAAUUCAUUGACCAGACGAUCGACAAGAAGGCCAAGACAUUUGCUGAUUUAGAUAUCACGCCUGGUGAAAUAAGCAACUUUACGUACCACUACCUACAAGGGUUCCGAAGUUCUGCGACGUACGAUCUCCCGCCGGCAACGGAGAAGGAGAAGAGGGAAGAUAGAAAAACUCUCUCAUCCCACGCCCUCGCGGCGCUGCAGGAGUUCUACGGCGAGCGUGAUGCGCACGCCGACAAGUUCGAGAAGCUGAAGACGGCCGCGGAGAAGCAGCAUGACGAUGCAGCUGCUACUGCUGGCGCACCAACACAGCCCCUUUCUAUGGAUGCCUUUACUGAGGAUUGGAAUGAGUCUCAGUUUUGGUAUUCGGACGAAACGGCUACGCUACUGGCUACACAGCUGCUCGAUGGCGUUGGGGAGGAUGAGACUAUUGCGGUGGUGUCCGCGCCAAGUGUCUUUGUCGCUCUGAAGAAUCUGUUGAACACACCCUCCGACACCAGCGCCCCCGUCCCCAAACCAAAGCCAAAGCAAGUCUACCUUCUCGAGCACGAUCAGCGGUUCGCCGUCUUCCCCGAGUUCGUCUUCUACGACUUCCAACAACCUACCAAGCUCCCCGCGCAGCUGAAAGGCGCCGUGGAUCGCAUCAUCUGUGACCCCCCUUUCCUUAGCGAGGAUUGCCAGACCAAAGCCGCCCUAACCGUCCGCUGGCUCUCCCGCGCCACAAAGACAGCAACCCCACGCCUCAUAGUCUGCACAGGUGAGCGCAUGGCCAGCCUCAUCACGAAGCUGUACCGGUUCUUCGGCCUGCGCACCACAACGUACGAGCCGCGGCACGCGCGCGGGCUUAGCAACGAGUUCUACUGCUACGCCAACUACGAGCGGGAUGGCCUGUGGCAGUUCCGAGACGACGGGGGAUCCUAA
Messenger RNA from Hypoxylon fragiforme, 1863 nucleotides. Its product is annotated as putative N6-adenine methyltransferase-domain-containing protein. The record is from RefSeq and is a predicted model, not a curated record. Gene Ontology annotation, biological process: methylation. The transcript is spliced from 9 exons. The coding region runs from base 1 to 1863 and encodes 620 amino acids. Gene Ontology annotation, cellular component: mitochondrion. Gene Ontology annotation, molecular function: protein-containing complex binding; protein-lysine N-methyltransferase activity; nucleic acid binding. NCBI's taxonomy places the organism in Eukaryota, Fungi, Ascomycota, Sordariomycetes, Xylariales, Hypoxylaceae.